Ceratina calcarata is the source of this 2971-nucleotide messenger RNA. RefSeq names its product WD repeat domain 24 (gene Wdr24). NCBI's taxonomy places the organism in Eukaryota, Metazoa, Arthropoda, Insecta, Hymenoptera, Apidae. The transcript is spliced from 13 exons. The record is from RefSeq and is a predicted model, not a curated record. The coding region runs from base 355 to 2670 and encodes 771 amino acids. Gene Ontology annotation, cellular component: GATOR2 complex; vacuolar membrane; cytosol. Gene Ontology annotation, biological process: cellular response to amino acid starvation; positive regulation of TORC1 signaling; positive regulation of macroautophagy. Gene Ontology annotation, molecular function: protein binding.
CUGACUCUCCAAGGAGUUAGUAUAGUAUGCGUAUCGGGACAUCAAAUAUUUUGUGCGAAAUAAACAGACGUGUGGUUAUUAAAAUCAUUAAAAACUGCAAUAACAGAUCUGUCGAAUUAUGCUGUGACGUGAAAGUCAUACUGGAAUAGGAAUGUAUUAAAAAGAAGUUAUAUCAAUAUUAUUAGUACAAAUAUGCUUCCGAGCGUAUGCUUGUUUUAUGUGAGUAUGCAUGAAACUGUUUUACGAAUGGUUUCAUACAGGAAAAUCACUUUAUAAUACAUAAUUAUAAGUUGCUACGUGUCAAGUCGUUAAACGUUACACACGCUUGAAAAUAAUCUGUAAAGGAGUAUUAUCAUGAUUUCGAAAACUGUCUGCAUCACGCAAGAAGGUCCAGCAAACGCUUUGGCGCUCAACAAAGAUAACAGUCAAGUCGUUAUAGCUGGACGUAAUGUCUUUAAGAUAUUUACGUUGUUGGAGGAUAGAUUCGAAGAAACUUGUAAUCUACGCGUUGGGAAAAACUUGAACUUAAACUUUUCGUGCAAUGACGUAGCAUGGAAUCUGAUAGAUGAUCACAUACUGGCAACUGCUGCUACCAAUGGUGCAGUGGUAGUAUGGAAUUUAAAUAAAUCAUCUAGAUCGAAACAGGAACAUGUUUUUAUGGAUCAUAAAAGAACCGUGAAUAAAGUAAGUUUUCAUAUGACGGAGCCUAUGUGGUUGAUAUCGGGUUCUCAAGAUGGUACUAUGAAAUGUUUUGACUUGAGGAUAAAAGAAGCUACUCAAACGUUUUACAGUAAUACGGAAUCGGUACGUGAUGUACAAUUCUGUCCUCAUUCGCCACAUACUUUUGCCGCAGUUUCUGAAAAUGGCCAUGUGCAGCAAUGGGAUUUACGUAAACCGGAUAGAUACUUCCAACAUUUCACUGCUCACAGUGGUCCGAUAUUUGCCUGCGAUUGGCAUCCCGAGACCACUUGGCUGGCAACUGCUUCUAGGGAUAAAACCAUUAAGGUUUGGGACUUGGUAGGUAAACCUAGUUGCGAUUACGUUAUACACACCAUAGCGUCUGUAGGCCGUAUAAAGUGGAGGCCUCAACGGAAGUACCAUAUAUCCAGUUGUGCACUUGUGGUGGACUGCAGCAUAAACGUAUGGGACAUUCGAAGACCUUACAUACCUUUCGCGAGUUUUAAUGAGCACAGAGAUGUCCCAACGGGUGUCGCAUGGAGGGGCAAUCCGCAAUCGUUUUUAUCAACCAGCAGAGAUUGUACAUUAUAUCAUCACGUGUUCAAAGACGCUACCAGACCUGCAAGCAAAGCGAAUCCGCAGGGUAUCGCCCUGAAUCCGAAAGGAGAUAUCGCGUAUGCUUGCAAAGUGAACGUCAACGUUACGACUACGAUGAAACAGUUGACUAAUAUAAUGAGGAAAACACCAGCGACGAACGAUACAUUUUGCAUGGCAUCCAGCGUUAUGCACAGAUUCGCGAUUAAUAUGCCACGAGAGCCAAAGUGGUUCCGAGUUUGUGCGGAAGGUUAUUUGCUCUCUGGAAGACUGAACGACGUUUGCGAUCAUAAUGCUACCAUUGCCAGAAACGCUGGUAGAAAUGAUAUCAGUACAGUAUGGAAUAUAAUAAAAACAUUGUACGCGAACCCUAUGGGAUCUAUAUUGAAAACUCCACCAACCGCUUCGAAAGAGGACAUAGUGAACACGUUGAACUUAGCGCAGAUCACAAUAGGGCCUACUAUGGAUCAACCGAGCGCAGUACACGAAAACGAUGUGAAAUCUUUGCAAGGAGAAGCAACGGGGGCGACCAGCGGAGGUGACGACGAGACAGAGACGGACGAGACACCGGAAAAUCAACAUUCCAUAGGAUCGAUGCUACCUAGUUACAAGAGAGCAUUCGUCGACCACAAGGGACCAUCGAAGGGAGACUUUUUGUUCGGAGAGAGCGAAUUCGAACCGAUAAUGGUGGAGUACACUUCCAGUUACAUGCGAAACCUGAUAAAUAACGAUAACGACUGGACGCUGUCCAAAGAAGCGUUUCCUCUGCGACACGAGAUAAAAGACAGAUCUCCGCCACCUGAACAAUUUCCGAAUCAGCCGCCAGAUAUCAACGAGGACUGCGCGUCGUUGAUGAUCGAAGAUCAACCGAGUCAAUUGAUAGUUACGAAUAUCCCGAAGCCACAGUUUUGGGAUCCUACGCACUUGAUCGAAGAAGCUUUGAGGCAUCAUGCCGCUCUCAGAGAUAUACAGACCUCGGCGUCUAUUCUUAUCGCGUUAGGGGAGAAACGAAAAAACUUGAACAUCGAAAUCGCCAUUCAAGAACAUUGGAUAAUGGAGUAUCUGGACAUGUUGGCGAGGUUUAAACUGUGGAACGUGGCCACACAGAUAAUACAAUCGGUUUGGAUCCCAUCCAUAUCGCAACUGAAUCAACAAUCGACCACGAUACAUGCAUGCUGUUUGACUUGUUCGAAACCGUUGCAAAGGGCGGCAUGGUUCUGCGACAGAUGCCAUUCAUCUCAUCACGCGCUUUGUUCAGUUUGCCAUCAAGUCGUUAGAGGACUUUACGUGUGGUGCCAAGGAUGUACGCACGGUGGUCACGUCGUUCACAUGAACGAAUGGUUCAGUUGUAACCGACAGUGUCCCACGGGCUGCGGUCACGUGUGCGAAUACACUUGAGAAAAAACACGUACCUUCAUUGUUACGAAUUGCCAAUGUCCGGUUUACGUAUGCGUGUGUGCGCGUAUUUUAGUCACUCCUUUGUUCAAGACUGCAGCGAUUAAGAUCAAAGAAAUUGUUCUAUACAGCGUAGACAAUAUCCAACAUUGACGACGGGUAAAUUAUUCUUUAAUCAUAUUUUUGUAAUUUGUACAAUAUCAUUUAUGACGAAUGUAGCUAGUUCCUGUAAUUCUAAUCGUAAGAUCACGUUUCGUGAGAUGGUAUCAUGUAAAUUAUAUAAAAAUAUAUUGGUAUUACAAUG